AUGGAGGAUGCCGCAAAGGCUGCAGCGGACGGCGUCAUCGAUUCGCUUCGGCAGCUUCUGAAUGCUUUGGCCGUGCUAGUACCUGGAAAGGUGGGCCUCGAAGUUGCCAAAGACGCCGUGGACGCCCGGUCGCUGCCAGCCCUCGGCAAGGCCCUCAAAAGGCUUUGGUUUGACAUAGCGCUGCAGCCGUCGCAGGACUGGUGCGAAGAGAAACAAGCGAUAUGGCUUGGCCAACUCCUUUUGAUCGGCGCCGGCUCGCGUGAGGGCCUCCUUAGCUUUUUCGCCGCGGCGUUGCUGAUGUGUAAUUCACUCAUGUGCUUCGCCAAAGUGCUGUAUCCGCAUGUCGGGAUGGAUCCCGAUGAGGCCUGGUGUGAGAGCCUGGCUGCUGUGCAGACGGCAGUCGAGCGCGACUUUCAACCGGAGCUCUCUCGUCUUCCCGCGGACCACCUGGGCGGCUCAAAAAGGGACGCCCUGGUCUCCACGAACCGUCUGCCGGCGCUGUUCCGCCGGAUGUUCGAUCUGGAGGGGCACAAGCUGACUCCAGCCCAGAAGGGCGGAUUGGCGGUUGCCCUGGUGCUGCCCGGGACUGGAAUCAUCACUGCAGGUGGUAUUGGCACGGCACUGCUGUUCCGCAAGGCGCGCCAAGCAUCGCGGCCAGAGGAUGAGGAUCCUGUUGAGCGGCUUUUCCAGCAAUGUCAGGCGGAGGCACGGGCAGCCAUCCGACGGAAAGAGAACCCAGUGGAAGUGACUUACCUUCCUGGCUCCUACGGGGGAGGGCCCGGCAAGCUGAAGAUCUGCGUGCACGUGCGUGAAUCGCUGGUCCCCUUCGGCGCCGUGCCCCUGGGGAACCUGGGUAGCGACGGAGUUUCAGCCGCGCUCGUGGAGCAGGGGGAGACCUGCCAGCUGCGGCCAAAGGGGGACUCCAACUGCCUGGUUCUCCGGGUCUAUCGCCCUGCGCUGAUUAACGAAGAGCUCCUCGCGGUGGAGAUUGCGCGCGGCGACAAGGUCGUCGUAGUACCUGGGCCGAAUGGCACCGUGAAGUGCUACACGCGACAAACACGGCCGAAGGCACAGCCGCCGGAAGUCAGCGAGGAAGCCAGCGGACCCGUUUCACUAACGUGA
Molecule: messenger RNA, 1122 nt
Organism: Symbiodinium sp. CCMP2592
Lineage: Eukaryota; Dinophyceae; Suessiales; Symbiodiniaceae
Source: the annotation of a GenBank genome assembly